Bacillus rossius redtenbacheri is the source of this 670-nucleotide messenger RNA. RefSeq names its product locustin-like. The transcript is spliced from 3 exons. NCBI's taxonomy places the organism in Eukaryota, Metazoa, Arthropoda, Insecta, Phasmatodea, Bacillidae. The coding region runs from base 76 to 402 and encodes 108 amino acids. The record is from RefSeq and is a predicted model, not a curated record.
GGCGCGGGCAACUGCAUCGUCCUCCGCGUCGACAAGCCAUGAAGACCUGCCUGCUGAUCGUCGUGCUGGAUAAUCAUGCAAGAAAUCUACACUGAGGAGUGUUUCGUGAGAUGUUUAAAUGAUGCAUCUGGAAAGAUGGCUGCAAAUGGCGGCCGAAAAGGGAACGACGCGCCGUCGCACCGUGCGCUGAUUGCGCCGACCUGUCCCGCAGGAGUGCUGGCGGCGGGCGCGUGGUCCGCGAGCUGCCCUUGCCCGCAGUGCAUCAUCGUGCGCCCCGUGUGCGCAUACAGCUACUCGACGCACCAGCGGCGCUCCUUCUCCAGCGAGUGCGAGAUGCGCUGCUACAACAAGUGCUACGACACGGAUUACUCCAAGAUUUCCUACGGCCUGAAAUGCGUGUGAUCAAGAACUCCUGCCUGUCCAUCUGGGGGGAGAGAGAGAGAGAGAGAAAGAGAGAGAGAGAGAGAGAGAAUCACUAUCAUUUUUGGGCUGCCAUGCACAGUCUUUGUAUGCUGAAAUGGUCACGAUACCGCAACAUUUACUUUGUCGUGUAUAGGAUGAUGUUUUACGUAAACAUCGCUGUUAUGUUAAACAUUAGUAUUUAAAACGAAUUAUUAUUUUAUGUUCAUAUCUUUACAUUUUAUUUGAUGCAAUAAAAAUAUUUUUUAUA